Phascolarctos cinereus (koala) is the source of this 1399-nucleotide messenger RNA. RefSeq names its product ubiquitin protein ligase E3D (gene UBE3D). NCBI's taxonomy places the organism in Eukaryota, Metazoa, Chordata, Mammalia, Diprotodontia, Phascolarctidae. Gene Ontology annotation, cellular component: cytosol; ubiquitin ligase complex; nucleus. Gene Ontology annotation, biological process: protein autoubiquitination; proteasome-mediated ubiquitin-dependent protein catabolic process; protein polyubiquitination. The record is from RefSeq and is a predicted model, not a curated record. Gene Ontology annotation, molecular function: ubiquitin conjugating enzyme binding; cyclin binding; ubiquitin protein ligase activity.
GUUGCCGCACCCCCGUGGGCUCUCGAGCUGGGGCAGCGUGAGUCACUGGACUCCUACCUCCUUCCCAACACUCCCCACCCCCACCCAGUUCAUUACUCCGCAGGAAGAGAAGCCAGGGGACGCAGGCAAUGGACGUUUUCCUGGAGAUUAGGAAGCGGCUGCAGAACGCACUGCUGAUUAUCCGAGAGCCAAAACAAGGAAGCUUGCCCGUGGAUGUUUCUAUAACUCCAUCAGUACUGAAGAUGAAAACUCUCGAACAGUGCAGAGAAAUCAACUUUCCACCAGAGGUCAGGCUUGUCCCUUCUUCCCUUCGUGGGCUACAGUACGUGUCUGGAGAUGGGAUCCAUAUGAGACUUCUCGUUCAGGCUGACUUGAACAAGAAACUGGUGUCCACUUUGAACCAAAGCCUGCAAGCCCUGAAGUGCUAUGUGUUUUAUUGCCAGUGGUGCGGUGAAAUCAUCAUAAAAGAAAGGAAGCUCCUCAGAGUUCUCCCUCUGCCAAGUGGAAACUGGAAUGCCCUGGUUGAAGAAUGGUGUUGCCACCCAAAUCCUUUUGCUAAUAAGCCACUUAAUCCUGGAGAGAAUGACUGUUUUAUUGGAGACACUCACUUGCUGGUGAAUUUAAGAAGUGACUCAUGUGUGCCAGGACCUGAAAUAGCCCAAGCGGAGACUCACCAGCCUUCAGAGAGCCAUUUGGAAUCGAAACCAAAGGCAAAUACCAAGAUAAUUUGCAAGCGUUGCAAAGCAAUGCUAGGAGAAACUGGAUCAUCAGGGACCACAAAGUUUUAUAUCACAGAGAUAAUUAUCCAGCCAUCUGGGAGAGAUUUUGACAUGAUACCAAGGUCUCAGUUUGUACAGAGCGUUAUUGCUCAGUGUCUGGUGGAACUGUCCUCUACUAGAAGCACGUUUAGAUUCACUGUUCAAGGACAGGAUGGAAAAACGUACAUCUUGGUGUGGCUUUUAAACUCAGACAGUUUACUGAUUGAAUCUCUGGGAAAUUCAGAGAGCUCCCAAGCAUUCUCGUUAUUUGAAGGCAUGGAGAGGUUGGAUUCCAACUCCACAGGCAUCUGGAAUGCUGUCAAGGUUCUUUACCGUCCGUGCGUCAAAAAUAGAAACAAUGAACUUGCCAGUUCAUGGGAAAAUGAUAUUGGAGUCCAUUCCCUUGUCCUGCCUUCCCAAACCUGCUUGGAGCUACUGUUGAUAUUAUCAAGGAGUAAUGAUUCUCUGCCACCUUCUCUUCAAUAUAUGAACUCCUUUCAGGUGGCCUUUUUGAAGAUGUGAUUGUUGGAGUCCGGGCAUUCCCCUCUCUGCAAAACAACUUUCCAACAUAAUGCAUUUCAAAGGGGCCAGGUGUCUCUGUGGCAGGCAGCUAUUUUGAAGAAAGGGGUUAAGUUAUAAAA